Molecule: messenger RNA, 5865 nt
Organism: Condylura cristata (star-nosed mole)
Lineage: Eukaryota; Metazoa; Chordata; Mammalia; Eulipotyphla; Talpidae
Gene: FCGBP
Product: Fc fragment of IgG binding protein
Exons: 16
Coding region: 1-5760 (1919 amino acids)
Molecular function (GO): protein binding
Source: RefSeq, a predicted model, not a curated record
AUGGGUUCCCUGUGGAGCUGGUGGACCCUCUGGGCUGGAGCAACCCUCCUAUGGGGAUUACUAAGUGAGGCGCUGGCCACCUGCGAAGGCGUGAACUGCCCCCCCUGGCACCGCUGCGCGCUGGUAGACGCAAAGCCCACGUGCGUGGCGGAGUCCGUGGCCACCUGCCGCAUCCAGGGUGACCCCCACUACACCACCUUCGACGGCCUUCGCUACGACAUGAUGGGCACCUGCACCUACUCAAUCGCCGAGCUGUGCGGCGACGACGAGUCCCUGCCUGCCUUCACCGUGGAGGCCAAGAACGAGCACCGGAGCAGCCGUCUCGUCUCCUACGUGGGCUUCGUCACCGUGCGCGCCUACAGCCACUCCGUGUCGCUGGCCCGCGGGGAGGUCGGCUUCGCCCGGAUCGACAACCAGCGCUCGCGCCUGCCGGUCUCCCUGGGGGAAGGCAAGCUGCGUGUGUACCAGAGCGGGCCGCGGGCCGUGGUGGAGCUGGAUUUUGGGCUGAUGGUCACCUACGACUGGGACUGCCAGCUGACGCUAAGCCUGCCCGAGAAGUUCCAGAACAUGGUGUGUGGUCUGUGCGGCAACUACAACGGCAACCCCAAAGACGACUUCCUCACCCCUGACGGAGAGCAGGCUCCUAAUGCCGUGGAGUUUGCUGACAGCUGGAGGCUGGGCGACGAGGACUACCUGUGUGAGAACGGCUGUGAGGACAACUGUCCCUCCUGCACCCCAGGCCAGGCCCAGCAUUAUGAGGGCGACCGACUCUGCGGCAUGCUGACCCUGCCCAGCGGCCCCUUUGCUGUCUGCCACCAUGCCCUGGACCCCAAGACCUUCCUGCAGGACUGUGUCUAUGACAUGUGUGUGGUCAGCGGGGACCGCUCCAACUUGUGCCGCGCCCUCAGCGCCUAUGCCCAGGCCUGUCUGGAGCUUGGCAUCUCCGUCGGGAACUGGAGGGGGCCAGCCAACUGCCCCCUCUCCUGCCCAGCCAACAGCCGCUACGAGCACUGCAGCCCGGCCUGCCCCAGCUCCUGCAACCCGACUGGCGCGCCUUCCAACUGCUCCACGCGGCCCUGUGUGGAGGGCUGCGUGUGCCUCCCUGGCUUCGUGGCCAGCGGGGACGCCUGCGUCGCCGCCUCCGCGUGCGGCUGCCUCUUCGAGAACCUCUUGCUUGCGCCUGGCGAGGCAGCGUGGGCUGACCAGAGGUGCAAGAGGCGCUGUGUCUGCGACGCCAGAACACACACGAUGGUCUGCAGCGACACCCAGGGCUGUCCGGCUGGUGAGAUCUGCCGCGCCCAGAACGGCCUCCUGGGUUGCUACCCCAGCAGCCCGGGGAGCUGCCAGGCCUCCGGCGACCCGCACUACUUGACCUUCGACGGCCGGCGCAUAGACUUCAUGGGCACCUGCACGUACCUGCUGACCGGCACCUGCGGUCCGACCGGGGCGCUGCCCGCCUUCAGGGUGCUGGUGGAGAACGAGCAUCGGGGCAGCCAGACCGUGAGCUACACGCGUGCCGUGCGCGUGGAGGCCCACGGGGUGAAGGUGGAAGUGCGCCGGGAGUACCCCGGCAGAGUGCUGUGCCACGCCGGCCAAGGCAUGGUGUGCCAGGCGCACAGCUGCCAGCCCGGGGAGGAGUGCCAGCCCUCUGGAGGCCAGCUGAGCUGCAUCACCACAGAUCCAUGCCAGGAUGUGAUAUGUAGGCCACAGGAGUCGUGCAAGGUGAAAGACGGCGAGGCCGUGUGCGUGCCCAACUAUGAGAGCACGUGCUGGCUGUGGGGCGACCCGCACUACCAUUCCUUCGACGGCCGGGACUUCGACUUCCAGGGCACCUGUGAUUACGUGCUCGCAACAACCACCUGCCCUGGCGUCAGCACCCACGACCUGACACCCUUCACUGUCACCACCAAGAACGAGAACCGGGGUAACCCUGCCGUGUCCUAUGUGAGGCGAGUCACCGUGACGACGCUGGGCAUCAGCAUCGCCAUCCACAAGGACGAGACCGGCAAAGUCCGGGUGAACGACGUGCUGACGGCAUUGCCUGUCUCCGAGGCUGGCGGGCGGAUUUUAGUGACCCACGGCCCGUCCAAAGCAGUGCUGGUGACUGACUUCGGGCUGCAGGUCACCUAUGACUGGAAUUGGCGCGUGGAGGUGACGCUGCCCAGCAGCUAUCACGGCGCAGUGUGCGGGCUCUGCGGGGACAUGGACAGCAACGCCAGCAAUGACCAGGCCUUCCCCAACGGCACGCUGGCUCCCUCCAUACCUGCCUGGGGCGGCAGCUGGAAAGUGCCAGGCUGGGACCCACUGUGCUGGGACGAAUGUCAGGGAUCCUGCCCCACAUGCCCUGAGGACCGGCUGGAGGAGUACGGGGGCCCGGCCUACUGUGGCCCCCUGGCCUCUGGGGCCGGGGGUCCCUUCGCCGCCUGCCAUGCCCACGUGCCUCCCGACAGCUUCUUCAAGGGCUGCGUUCUGGACGUCUGCCUGGGCGGUGGGGCCCACGACAUACUGUGCAAGGCCCUGGCUGCCUAUGCUGCCGCCUGCCAGGCCGCAGGCAUUGUCAUCAAGGACUGGAGGCCGCAGGCGGGCUGCGAGGUCUCCUGCCCAGACAACAGCCACUAUGAGCUCUGUGGCCCACCCUGCCCAGCCAGCUGCCCGUCUCCCACGCCCCCCACCACCCCAGCCUUCUGUGAGGGCCCCUGCGCUGAGGGGUGCCAGUGUGACCCAGGCUUCAUAUUGAGCGUGGAUCGCUGCGUCCCGCUGGACGGCGGCUGCGGCUGUUGGGCCGACGGCAACUACUACGAAGCAGGAAGCGAGUUCUGGGCGGACGCCACCUGCUCCGAGCGGUGCCGCUGUGGGCCCGGGGGUGGCUCAGUGGUCUGCACGCCUGCCAGCUGUGGGCUAGGAGAAGAGUGCACGCUGCUGCCGUCAGGCCAGCUUGGCUGCCACCCGAUCAGCACCGCCGAGUGCCAGGCCUGGGGUGACCCCCACUACGUCACCCUGGAUGGGUACCGGUUUGACUUCCAAGGCGCCUGCGAGUACCUGCUGAGUGCGGUCUGUGGUCACCCACCCCAGGGUGUGGAGCCCUUCAACGUCACUGUUGCCAAUGAGCACCGGGGCAGCCAGGCCGUCAGCUACACCCGCAGCGUCUCCCUGACCAUCUACAACCACAUCCUGGUGCUCAGUGCCCAGUGGCCCCGGAAGCUGCAGGUGAACGGCGAGCUCCUGUUGCUGCCCUUCCAGCUGGACUCUCGCCUGCGUGCCUAUGUGAGCGGCGCCGACGUGGUGGUGACGGCCGCCAACGGGCUCUCCUUGGCUUUCGACGGGAACAGCUUCGUGCGCCUGCGCGUCCCCGCGGCGUACGCGGGCGCCCUGUGUGGCCUGUGCGGGAACUACAACCAGGACUCCUCCGACGACCCGGAGGCGGUGGGCAAGGACCCGGGCCGCUGGCAGGUGGGCGGCGCCCCGGGCUGCGGGCAGUGCGGCGGCGCGUGCCCUCCGCUGUGCACGCCCGAGGAGCAGGCGCAGUUCGGCGGCGCGGAUGCCUGUGGCAUCAUCUCGGCCCCCGAUGGCCCGCUGGCGCCCUGCCACGCCCUUCUGCCUCCGGAGCAGUACUUCCAGGCCUGCCUGCUCGACGCCUGCCAGGCUCAGGGUCACCCGGGAGGCCUCUGCCCUGCCGUGGCCGCCUACGUAGCAGCCUGUCAGGCCGCCGGGGCCCAGAUCGGAGAGUGGAGGCGGCCAGACUUCUGUCCCCUCCAGUGCCCUGCCAACAGCCACUACGAGCUGUGCUCCGACUCGUGCCCGGUGAGCUGCCCCAGCCUGUCGGCGCCUGAAGGCUGUGAGUCCCUCUGCCGGGAGGGCUGCGUCUGCGAUGCUGGCUUCGUGCUCAGUGGCGACACCUGCGUGCCGGUGGGGCAGUGCGGCUGCCUCCACGAAGGCCGCUACCACCCGCAGGGCGAGGUCUUCUACCCAGGCCCCAAGUGCGGGCGGCGCUGCGAGUGCAGGCCGGGCGGCCAGGUCAGCUGCCAGGAGGGCGCCGACUGCGGGCCCCACGAGGAGUGCCGGGUGCAAGACGGCGUCCAGGCCUGUCACCCCACCGGCUGUGGCCGCUGCCUGGCCAACGGGGGCACCCACUACGUCACCCUCGACGGGCGCGUCUACGACCUGCACGGCAACUGCUCCUACGUCUUGGCCCAAGUCUGCCGCCCGCAGCCUGGGGACGAAGACUUCACCAUUGUGCUUGAGAAGGACGCGGCUGGGGCUCCCCAGCGCCUGCUGGUUACUGUGGCCAAGCAGGCGGUGAGCCUGGCUCCGGGGCCGCUGGUCACCGUGGAUGGCGAGGUGGUGACUCUGCCUGUGUCUGUGGGCCACGUGCGGGUGACUGCCGAGGGCCGGAACAUGGUUCUGCAGACGACCAAGGGGCUGCGGCUUCUCUUUGAUGGCGAUGCCCAUGUCCUCAUAUCCAUUCCCAGCCCCUUCCAUGGCCGGGUCUGUGGCCUCUGUGGGAACUUCAACGGCAACUGGACUGACGACUUCGUUCUGCCUGAUGGUGCCGUGGCCCCCAGUGUGGAGGCCUUUGGGGCCGCGUGGAGAACCCCCAGCUCCGCCAAGGGCUGUAUCGAGGGCUGUGGGCCCAAGGGCUGUCCCGUGUGCUUGGCAGAGCAGACAGCACCGUUUGAGAGCCUCCAGGCCUGCGGGAAGCUCCGGGACCCCAGCGGCCCCUUCGUGGCCUGCCAUGAGGUGCUGAGCCCCUCUGAGUAUUUCCGCCAGUGUGUUUACGACAUGUGUGCGCACAAGGGCGACAGCGCCUUCCUCUGCAGCAGCCUGGCGGCCUACACGGCAGCCUGCCAGGCGGCCGGCGCCAAAGUGAAGCCCUGGAGGACAGACAGCUUCUGCCCACUCCGCUGCCCCGCCAACAGCCACUACUCCACCUGCAUGCGCUCCUGCCAGGGCUCCUGCGCGGGGCUCGCCGGCCUCGCUGGCUGCACCACCCGGUGCUUCGAGGGCUGUGAGUGUGACGAAGGCUUCCUGCUGUCUCAGGGUGUCUGCAUCCCCAUCCGAGACUGCGGGUGCACCCAUGAUGGCCGAUACUUGCCGGUGAACUCCUCCCUGCUGACCCCAGACUGCAGAGAGCGCUGUUCCUGCUCCUCACGCUCUGGCCUCACAUGCCAGCCCGCUGGCUGCCAGUCAGGCCACGUAUGUGACGUCCAGUCUGGGUCCCGGAACUGCUGGCCCCCCCCGGGUCUCUGCUCCCUCUCUGCGGAUGGCAAACUCACCACCUUCGAUGGGACGCACAAUACGAUCAGCUCCCCCAACAUCUAUGAGCUCUCUUUCCGCUGCCCAGGAUUCCAGGCGGCCGUCCCCUGGUACCGCAUCCUUGUUGACGUCCCGUCCUGUGGCAGCAAAGCUGUCCGUGUGGGCCAGGUCCACGUCUUCUUCCAGGACGGGCUGGUGACUGUGAAUCCGAACAAGGGCGUGUGGGUGAAUGGUCUCCGAGUGGAUCUCCCCGCUGACGUGUUAGCAUCUGUGUCCGUGAGUCGGAAUCCUGAUGGCUCCGUGCUCGUCCAGCAGAAGGCAGGGGUCCAGGUGCAGCUUUGGCCCAAUGGACAGCUGACUGUGAUGGUCAGAAGUGACCACACCAGGAUGCUAUGUGGGGCCUGUGGAAACUUCAAUGGAGAUCAAGCCUAUGAUGGGCACACCUCCCAAGGGAAGACACCGAUGGAGAGAUGGACAGCAAAGGACUUCUCCCCAUGUUCCACCUGACCUGCCACCACCUGGGGAUGAGAACUUCAGGGCCUGAACGCCUCGGACACUGCAGUGAUUGAAGGCGGUGUGUGUCAUUUAUGGUCCUCUCCCAGGUCUACCCCU